Messenger RNA from Caenorhabditis angaria, 6238 nucleotides. The record is from the annotation of a GenBank genome assembly. NCBI's taxonomy places the organism in Eukaryota, Metazoa, Nematoda, Chromadorea, Rhabditida, Rhabditidae.
AUGGAUUUAAGCGCUUUGAGUAUGGAUUGCGAGGUGAGUUUUUUAUUUUAAAUUAUAAAAAAUUGGGUGAAUGACCGGUUUUGUUGGACUUGAGCUCAAAUAAUGUUCCUGGCUAUAAUUUCUCACCCGAAAUUAGUUUUACUACGAGUUGUUCAUGGGCUUUUCAUGUGAUUUUCGCCGGAAAUUGAGUUUUCUGGCGAUUUUUUGAACGGAAUUCGAAUAGAAACGUUCUAAAUGAAGAAAUGAGUUUGUUAUUCUAUAAGUCAGUUUUACAAGUGAGGUAUGAAAUUUUUUUCCGGAUUUGUGAUAACUUCUAACUUUUAGAAAUUGAUGAUUUUAAUUAGUAUUAUUCUAUAUUAACGGCACUGGAUUCUGACCCUCGAAUUUUUCAUGAGUUACCACUUGAAAUUAUCUCGAAUUUCUUAUGGAUUUUUUCAUCUACCCAUUUUAAUUUUUUAAAAUUAGAAUAAGAAAUUCAGUUUGGUUUUUCGCAAACAUCUUUAUUUUCCUCUAGGAAAUUACUAUUAUCUUGGGUCAGUGGUUUUCUCAAUCAAGAAAAUGUUUCCCAUGCCGCAGAUAAAAUUAACCUAUAAUUUAUUCGAAUUCCUCAAUUCAUUUUCUCGUUUCGUUUCCGCCAAAUUGUUGUGUUGUUGUUGUGAUCAAUUCAAAUUCUUUAUGCAUAUAAAUAUAUCAAAUAAAAAUUCUCUCUAUCGGAAUAUACAUAAAUACAAAAAGAAGAAGACAAUUUGGCCUCAAUCUAACGCCUUCUUCUUUUUUCGUGUCUUUUUUCUUCUUGUUUCUGUCACUCGAGUGUUUCUCUCCGUACGUUAAUCUGUCCGUAUUUAUCUUCGAAUUAUGUUUUUUUUUUGAAGAUGGUUAUUAGAAAAUAUCGAGAAUUAUUGAUUUUUCUCAGAGUUUUGCCGGCCGAUUUUUAAUCUCCUCUUCAAGUCAACCACUUGAAUUUGUACAUAGUUCAGUUCGAAUAAAAAUUCUGGUCUAGUUAUUUGUGUUUUUCUCAAAGCUACAAUUAUUAUAUAAAUUUUAUGAUCGAUAAUUACUGUAUAGUUUUCUUUCUUCACUUCAGCUGAAACAAGAAUUUAGUUGGAGGCUGUGCCGAAAUGUUUCUUUUAGUGGUGCUCGUUUAAUGUUUGCAUACACACUCAAUCACACGAAAACACAUUUAUGACAGACUUGAGCUGCGCUUUUUUUAUGAGAUGUGUUUAUUUUCGAAAAAUUGAUUUCGUUUGUGAUGCGAUUUUUAUGUGCAUCGGUUUUUCAGAUUAAAACUUUCCGGGGUCUUUAAUCGACUUCAGAUUUCAUAAAAUUCCUCGAAUAGUAAAAGUUAGCCGAAAAGUAAAAUUUGACUGGACCUUUUGACAAAUUUUUUCUGUCUGAAAUUUAUGUUUUAACCUAAAACCUAGACACACCUCGGCUAAAAUCGUGGUUUCCGAAAUAAAAAAUUGUACGCUAACUUUUUACAGUACAAAAAUUGUGCAUUUUUCAAUUUUUGUCCUCUAAAAACUGAAAUUUAAAUUUUUCCAAAAAUUGUACUCUGGCCAGCCACGGCUUGGCCGAGGUGUGAACCUAGAGCUUUGACGAGAUUUCGUGAGUUUUUUUUCGAAAUUUCGAACCUGGAAAAAGUUUUCUGAUAGAAUUCUGUACAGACUUUCGUAGUCUAAAUUUGGUAUGCAGCUGCAUUCUUUUACCCUCAGAAAAUUUACAUUUAAACAUCUGUGCCAGGUUUUUUUUCGAUUCAGCCAUAGAUUAUUCUCUCCAAAAGUUCAAAAUCGAGAACGAUUGUUUUAUUUCUCUCAUUUUUUGUUGGAAUUUCAAUAAAAAGGCGUCAAUAUUAUACUUGUUUGGUUUCUGACUCAUAGCCUUUUUUUGUGAUUUAUCAUCAUCAAUUCCGCAUUGUGAAAAACUUGUUGGCCUGAAAAAAAUGAUAAAAAAUGAAGUAAAAAAUAUUUGUCAUGACGUGAACCCAUACAUAAAAUGGGUCCCCAGAAUCGGGGUGAGGGGCUUAACUUUUUUCAAAAAUCUGAAGGGAAGGGUGCCUAACUUGGCCAAUUUUCUGCUGAUAAUUUACCAAAAUUCCCAGAUUUGUCCAAAAUUCGCUCAAAAAUGUGAGGAUGGUGUUUAACUUUGGAAAAUUUUCAAGGAGGGACCCUAACUUUGAAAACUGGCUCGGGGGACUCAUUUUAUGUAUGCGUGAACCUGAUUUUUGAAAAUAAUAAUUUUUUACAGAAGCUGGAUCCAGAGCAGAUAUUCACAAAACAGGAGCGCAUCGGACGCGGAUCCUUUGGUGAAGUUUAUAAAGGAAUUGAUAAUCGGACGGGAAGAGUUAGUUUUUUCUUAUUUUUCUCUGAAAAUUGCUUUAGAACCUGAUAGUUUUUUAGGUUGUUGCGAUUAAAAUUAUCGAUUUGGAACAAGCUGAAGAUGAAAUAGAAGAUAUUCAACAAGAGAUUCAAGUGCUAAGUCAAUGUGAUUCGCCAUAUGUAACUAAAUAUUUCGGAAGUUUUCUGAAAGGCUCAAAAUUAUGGAUUAUAAUGGAAUAUUUGGGUGGUGGAUCUGCGCUGGAUUUGACGAAAUGCGGAAAAUUGGAUGAAUCUCAUAUUGCUGUGAUAAUUCGUGAAAUAUUGAAAGGAUUGGAGUAUUUGCAUGGAGAAAGGAAAAUACAUCGAGAUAUUAAGGGUGAGUAGUUUGGGAAGAAUUGAGAAGAAUUUAGAAUAUGAUAAGGGGAUGUGGGAAAAUAUUCCAAUAAUGUUGAAAUGUAUAAUUUAAAAAUUAAAAAAAUGAGGGAAAUUUUUGAAAAUUCGAAUUUUUCCAUUAUUUUGGUUUAUAAAAAUUGGAGACUUCUUACAUUUGAGGUUUUACUGGUUUUCGAGAACGCAAAAAGCAAAAGUUCUUCGUUAGAACACAUUUCUUGAAAUCAGAAAUUCUAUAAGUCUCGACCCGAAGAAAAUUAAACCCCUCCCCACUUUUUUUUUUCCGAAAAUCUCGAAAAAUAUCUCAACCCUCCUAGGCGCCAAUAUUUUAUUGGACUAUCCAAGCGCGGCUGUCAAAAUUUGCGACUGCGGUGUCGCCAAAUCAUUGAUGACUCUCUCAAAAGCCAACACUUUUGUCGGAACACCAUUUUUCAUGGCACCCGAAGUCAUAAAAGGAGAUUAUGGUUGUGAGGUACAAAAUCACCCCAAUAAAUGUACUCCUUUUGUGUGUUGGAGAAAUACCUAUGUUCUCUGAAAAUUCCCUUCUCUGUGAAUUUCCCAUUGUUUUUUUUCUUUAGCUGCAAAUGUGCUUGUCAGCGAACAUGGUGAUGUGAAAGUGGCAGAUUUUGGAGUUGCUGGACAAUUGACCGAAACUGUUAAGAAACGCAUCACAUUUGUUGGCUCGCCUUUUUGGAUGGCUCCAGAGCUCAUCAAACAAGCCAGUUAUGAUUAUAAAGUGAGCAAUUUUGAACAUUUUCCAUAUGUUUUUAUCCUGAAAAUUGUUGUCUUUUUCCACGCGAAAUUGCAUCUGAAAAGCCCUGUUCUAAUUUUAGGCCGAUAUUUGGUCGCUUGGAAUUACUGCAAUUGAAUUGGCGAAUGGUGAACCACCGCAUUCUGAUCUCCAUCCAAUGAGAGUUCUAUUCUUGAUUCCUAAAAAUCCACCGCCGGCUUUGGUUGGACCGCAAUGGUCCAAGCCGUUCAAAGAGUUUGUUGAAAUGUGUUUGAACAAAGAUCCUGAGAAUGUGAGUAUUUUGGGGAGGGGUUGUGUGAAAAUGGAAGAGUUUAUAAUGAUCGAUGAAACAUUGAAAUUAAGCUUGUUUCUUACAUCCAAAAUCAGGUUUUCCAAGCUUUUAGAAAUUUAAAAAAUUAGUUGUCAAAUUCAUGUCGAAGUUUAUUGUUUCCAUGAUCAUAAGAAUUUUACCCCGGAUUUCCUAUCUUGAAUUUAGAUUCUUGAAAAUUUGAAAAUCGAUCGAAGUAUGAGCCAAAAUGUUGAUUUUUAUGAAAAGUUUAGAAUAAAGAUUUCUUAACGCAUUUGAUCUGAAAAUUCAAAGAUUCUCAGCUCCUCCUACGUCUUUUUUCAAUCCGAUUUGUUUUCCAGCGACCCUCUGCGACAACUCUUCUGAAACAUCCAUUCAUCAAACGAGCCAAGAAAAAUAGUGUUCUGGUUGAACUUAUCGAAAGAGCCGCCGAAUAUCGAUCUCGAAUGGGAGUUUCAAGUGACUCUGAUUUGGAUGAAGAUUCGGAUGGUGGAAGUGGAACAAGUAAAUGGGAUUAUCCAACAGUUCGCGGGCCGAAUAAUAUUGGAGAAAUGGAACAUGGUGGAACUGUUCGACAGGCAAAACCAUCACAAAUUAUGAAAAGAAGAUCGCCGAGUGGAAGUCCGGGUGGAACUAUUGUUAGAGGCAAUUCGCAAGUUGCUGCGGUUGCAGCUGAAUUGCGCGGAAAUCAUAGUCAAAAUGGAUCUUCUUCGGCUUAUGGAGCGACUACAAUUACAUUAGGAAGUCCGAACGGAUCACCGAAUGCAUCACUUGCACGAACUCAAAGUAUGAUGUCACCAAAAUGGUCGCAAGGAUCGGGAGAAUUGGAAAGAAGUUCGAGAGCAUCGAGUGAGAGAUUGCAAUAUUCAUCGACUGCUAGUUCGAAUAAUCCGGCGACUAGUGGAAUUGGAAAUAAUGGUGAGCGCUUUUUUGGAAAAGUAAAGAAGUCAAAACAGAAAAAAUGAGAAUUAUUAUCAUAUUUUUUUAUUUAACAAAACAUCAAAAUUUUGUACCACGUUUGGACCUAAAAUUUGAACCUAACAAAAAAGUUUAACGUUGCUCUGAAAAAUCAAGGUGACACGUGUUUGCAGUUAAAGGGGUUGUCCUGCUACAUGGAAACUUAGGCUUAAUCGAUAGAGCUAAGGUGCUCCUGAAACAUUCCAUAUUUAAUUUUGAUUCUAGAGUGAUUUUUCACCAUUUUAUUCAUGUUUUUCUCAGGUUUUAAGGUUUUAGUGCAUAUAAAAAACAUGUGUGCUCUUCACACACAUAAUUUGUUUGUGUGUAUUUCUCGCAAAAUGCAUUUCCUAACAUUUUUAAACAAUGGAAGGCGAUUUUAAUCAACUUUAGGCUUGCUAAUAGUUAGUCCAAAAAUGUGACGCACAAUUGCGGACUUGAUUUUUCAUGUAGAAGGACACCUCCUUUAAAUUCGAAUAUAUCCACUUAAUGUUUAAUUUUCAGGAAUCCGUGGUGGAAGCGCUGGGCGUCGUGAAUAUAACUCACCUUCCAAUGGAUCUUCAUCAUCUUCUGGAUAUGUUUCGAAUGGACAUUCGGAAUAUCCUGAUGUCAACACACUUCAAACUGAUUUCCAACGAGAUUUGAAGGUAAGUUUUUCCCGAAAAACUCGAGGUUCUAUAACAUUUUUCUUUUAGAUUUCGUCAAGUCAACGUUCUGGCGGAUCUGGUGGUCGAAAUGAUUAUCAUCAAUCUGUUCCUCAAACUUCAUCUUCGGAUUAUCCAACUGCAGCUCCUCCUCCUCCUUCUCAACAAUCUCGAUCGCUUUAUGGAUCUGGUGGAUAUUCAAGUAAUUCCUCAUCAAAUAGCAUGUCUUCAUCGCGUAAAAAAGGAGCACUAGACUAUAGUUUGCUACCCGCUUUGGAGCAUUUAUCGCGUACUCGACACGCCUCAUCUGCAUUAGAUCAUUUGAGACAUGCGUUGAAAGAAGCUGAAGAUGCUGCACCUGGUGUAUGUAAUCAAAUGGUUGAGGAAUUGUUGAGACGAAUUGCUGUGCCACAGGUUGGUUGUUUUUAGGGGUUUGGUGGGAUUUUUAGAAAUUCUAUAAAAACUUUUUAUACAUCUUUCAAACAUAUGUAUUUUUAUCAAUCAAAUAUUCUCUAAUAAUCUACUGUUUCGCCGAUUUUUUGUUAGAAAAUUUGAAAACAUAAAAUUUUAAAAAAACAAGUUAAAAAAACAAGUAAGAUUAUGUUGAAAAUAUCCCUGAAAGUUUUUUCUUUGAAAAAUCACUGUUUCAAGAAAAAACUGAAAAAGCAAUAUUUUCAAAAUUUUUAUAUUUAAAAUUCAAUUCCAAAUCAUUCAUUAAAAGUAAAUAGUUUUUUCUUCAACCUUUCGAAAUUUUUUAACUGAAAAAUCUACUGGUUCAGACAAUUUUUAUUAUUCUCAAAGUCUAUUUUUUGUUAUCAAAAUGUUAUCAAUUUUUUUGCAGGUAAAUCAAAGUGAUCUUGCAUCGGCAGUUCGACAUCUCACAACUCCACCUUCUUAA